GGGCCUCUGUACUCUGUUUGUUGACAUCCUGCCGGCUCAUGGGGCUCUUCUCACGGGGCUGUUCUUUGCUCUCUGCCCCGGGUCUAGACUCUGUUCUUCUUUAUCUUUUCGACCUUCGCCCCUGCGGCUCCUCCUGUCCUCUGUCCCCGGGAUCUGCGCUCCUCUGCCCGCCCUGAGCUCUGAGUCUGAGCCGUGUGUGCGCGCUCUCCCCCGGGUCCACAGAAGUGAGGACACCCGGCCUCUGGAGCCGAGCAGAGCCGGACCAGAGCCGGACCAGAGCCGGACCAGGCCGCGGGGGUGAGCCAUGGCGUCGGUUCGGGUGGCUGUCCGGGUCCGGCCCAUGAACAGGCGAGAGAUGGAUCUUUCGGCUCAGAACAUCAUCAGGAUGGAGGACAACAAGACCUCCAUCACUAAAUUGUGUGAUGGAGUUGUUGGAGACUCCUUCAGAGAUCGCAUCAAAACUUUCACCUACGACUUUUCCUACAACUCGUCCGACCCCAAGAGCCCGAGGUUCACCAGCCAGGACCAGGUGUUUUCAGACCUGGGGCUGGAGGUGCUGAAGUCGGCGUUUGAGGGAUACAACGCCUGUGUGUUUGCGUACGGCCAGACGGGCUCCGGGAAGUCCUACACCAUGAUGGGCACUGCUGAGGAGGCUGGACUCAUUCCCAGGAUCUGUGAGGGCCUCUUCAGUCGCAUCAGCCACAGCACGAGCUGGGACCAGGCGUCCUACAGGACCGAGGUCAGUUUCCUGGAAAUCUACAACGAGAGAGUGAGAGACCUGCUGAGGAGGAAGAACAACCACACCUUCAACCUGAGAGUGAGAGAGCACCCGAAGGACGGGCCCUACGUGGAGGAUUUGUCCAAACACCUGGUCCAGUCGUUCUCUGACGUCGAGGACUUGAUGGAGGCGGGAAACAUAAACAGAACGACGGCAUCGACCGCCAUGAACGAGACGAGCAGCAGAUCACACGCCAUCUUCAGUCUGAGCUUCACACAGGCUAAGUUUGACGCGGAGCAGCCCAGUGAGACGCUGAGUAAGAUCCACCUGGUCGACCUGGCCGGGUCUGAGAGGGCGGAGUCAACAGGUGCCACAGGGACACGCCUCCAAGAGGGCGGGAACAUCAACAAGAGCCUCGUCACCCUCGGCAACGUCAUCUCUGCGCUAGCGGAUUUAUCCGGUGACUCGGUGAAGAAAAAGUCUGUGUUUGUUCCGUAUCGAGACUCAGUCCUGACGUGGCUCCUGAAGGACAGUCUGGGCGGGAACUCACGCACCAUCAUGAUCGCCACGAUCUCUCCGGCCGAUGUGAACUACUACGAGACUCUUAGCACGCUACGCUACGCUAACCGCGCUAAAAACAUCAUCAACAAACCCACAGUGAACGAGGACGCCAACGUGAGGCUGAUCCGAGAACUGCGGGCGGAGAUAGCGCGGCUGAAGGCUCUGCUCCUACAGGGGAACCAGAUUGCACUACUGGACUCUCCCACUGCUCUGAGUAUGGAGGAGAAACUGCACCAGAACGAGGCCCGGGUUUUGGAGUUGACUAAAGAAUGGACCAACAAAUGGAACGAGACUCAGAACAUCCUCAAGGAGGAGACUCUAGCUCUGCGUAAAGAGGGAAUUGGUGUGGUCCUGGACUCGGAGCUGCCUCAUCUGAUCGGCAUCGAUGACGACCUGCUCAGCACAGGAAUUAUCCUGUACCACCUGAAGGAGGGACGCACGUUUGUGGGACGAGACGACGCUCAGACGGAGCAGGACAUCGUCCUUCACGGUCUGGACUUGGACUCUGAGCACUGUGUGUUUGAGAACCACAGCGGCACAGUGACCCUGCUGCCCCUGAACGCCUCACAGUGUUCAGUCAACGGAGUCACUGUCACCCAGACGACAGUCCUCACACAAGGAGCUGUGAUUCUUCUGGGACGCACAAACAUGUUCCGCUUCAACCAUCCAAAAGAAGCAGCUCGACUCCGAGAGAAGAGGAAGAGUGGACUUCUGUCGUCUCUGAGUCUCUCGAUGACAGAUUUGUCUCAGUCGUGUGAAAACUUGUCCACAGUGAUGCUGUACAACCCCGGGCUGGAGUUUGAGCGUUUGCAGAGGGAGGAGUUGGACAAACUGGAGAUGAAAAGGCGUCGGAUUGUGGAGAUGGAGCAGAAGCAGCAGGAGGAGCGUCGUGAGCUACAGCGCCUCCAGGAGGAGGUCGAGAGUCAACGCAGGGAGUCUGAGGAGGUGCAGCGCCGCGUGCGUCUGCAGGAGGAGAGUCUGCGUCUGCGCAGUCAGGACAUCGAGAGCCGUCUGCGGGAGGUGCUUGAGCAGCAGAGGAGGCUCACGGAGGAGAGCGGCGCGAGCCAAGACCACCAGGGGGCGCAAACACACCAGGAGCCCCGAGACCUGACGGAGGAGCGGAAUCGAGACCAGAAGGAGGAGCGGACGGAGUCCCAAAUACAGGAGCCUGUGGAGUCUGUGGAGGCCUCCCUGGAGGCGUCCUUGGAGGAGCAGGAGCUGCUGUCCGAGCUCUUGCGUCUGCAGAGGCUGAGGCUGGAGCAGAGGGAGCGUCUCACCUCAGAGACUCACAGGUUGAAGGAGCAAGAGGAGGAGCAGCUGUGUGCAGUGAAGAGACUGGAGGAGCAGCUCCGGGAGCGCAGGGACGAGGUGGAGCUGCUUGGAGACCUACAUCAUGUGGAGGAGGAGCACAGGACUCUGACUGAGAUCAGACAGAACCUGCUCCAGGCCAAAGAGACCGGACCAGGGACCGGACCAGGGACCGGACCAGGGACCGGACCAGGGACCGGACCAGGGACCGGACCAGGGACCGGACCAGGGACCGGACCAGGGACCGGACCAGGGUCUAAAGAGGACUCCUCUGAGCGGUCAGAGAGUGGACAGAGCUCAGAGCAGAUCACACAGUGGGCACAGCUGCAGUGGACGGAGUUCAAAGUCGAUCAUCUCAAACGUCUGCAGCAGAAAGAGGAGGAGCUACAGGAGCACAAGGAACGACUCCAGGCCGAGGUGUCGUCGGAGCGGGCGUGUGUGCUCCGCCUCGUGCACGGUCUGAGGGCGGGGCCUGACGUGCACGCUCUCAGCAGUGACGUGCACGCUCUUAAAGAGACAGAGCUCCGGCUGCAGCUCAAACAGAAACGUCUGAGCGCGCUGAGCUCCGCACUGAGCGCGCUCAGAGACGACAAGCUGCGAGCGGCUGACGCCCUGCAGCGCCCCCCGGAGGACACACUGGACGGCACGCUCUAUCAGGUGGAGAAGGAGCUGGAGGAGCACUCGGACCUCCUCACGUCGCUGGUGUCCUCCUCACAGCAGCUGCAGCAGCUUCAGGAAACCUACGAGUUCACAGCAAACGUGGCCCGACAACAGGAGAAGGUCCGGAGCAAAGAGCGAGAAAUCCUCCAAUCCAAGGAGAAACAUCUGAGAGAAGAUCUGCAGAACGCCCUGGAACGAGUGGACAGGAGAUACAGCGGUCUGAAGAAGAGGACAGGAGAGAGAGACAGGGUGGAGCGAGAGCUGCAGAUCCUCAGACAGAGUCUCAGUGAAGACCGGACCAGGUCCUCCUCCAUGAGUCCAGUCCAAGACCUGAGCCCCCUGCCCCCCCUCAGCGACCACAGGAUCAACGCUCUGAUCGAGGAGGAAGUCCAACGACGACUGCGACAAAUCAACCUCAACACCGACAACGACCUGUCCUCCUCCCUCCAGGAGGAGAAGCAGGUGGUGAACCCCAGAAAACUCAAAUAUGAGAAAAACAUCCAGUCUCCAUCGGAACCUUGGGAAAACCAGGAACGAAAACAAGACCAGGAUUUGGACCAAAAAGAACCAAAAAACCAGGAAAGAGUUUUAACGUCGUGUGGACUCAUCGAGGAGAGAGAGGACGGGAACAUUUCCAACCCUGAGAAGAAAUGUUUAAACGAAGAUGUGGAUAAACUUUGUGAGAAAAGUUCAAAUUUAAACGUAGAUAAUUCAAAUAAGAUCAGUCCAGAAGAAACCAAGAUGGCGGACGCAGCAAAAUGGACCAAGCGCUGGUUUUCAGACGACGUUUCCGCGCUGGGCUCCUCCGUGGUGCGGUCGGUCAACUCUUAUCUGAGCUCCUACAUCGGUCUAAACCAGGGGGAGAAAACCGCUCUGAAAAGUGGGAUCAUCUUUGGAUCCUUUACGGGAAAACUGUCGGACAUUUACCAAGAUGCAAACCGCAAACUCCAGGGAACUUGGGAAAUCCUCCAGAACGUGCCAAUAGAGAGCGUGACCGGCGCAGUGUCCGAGUACGUGUCCAGAGUGACCCACGAGCGGAAAAUCAGGGCAUCAUUUGUGCCGCAAGACGGAGAACUCAAGGAGUAUCCGGAGCAUGAGCAGGAAGACAAAUGCACGUCCGACGAGGAAAAAAAGAAAUCGCUAAAUGUGCAGACGGAUUGUGAUAUUUGGUCCAGUUUUCUGAGCAGUGAAACGCCGGGAGUGGACGGGUGGCCGCUCGGAUCGGUCAUCUGCUCUGAGGACGGGAACCUCCGGAUUUUUCAGCAGAAGUUUGUGGAAUUUUCGCCGCCUUUGUCCAAUUUAAUGCUUCUCAGAAACGAGGAAAUUAUAGCCAAGCUUCCGGAAGUGAACCUCGGGACGAUCUUAAGUGUUUUCUUUGUGGCAACGGCGACUGAAAAGCGGCCGAUGCCGACAGCAGGGGGCGUGAUGGUGUGUGUGGGUGGGUUAGCUGUGAUUGGCUCUCAGAAGGAGGCGGGACUUGGCACUGAAUGGCGAUUGGUCUGGAGCGAAGUGAAAGAGGUACAGGUGGGUUUGGGAGGGCAGAGUGUGAGAGUGGAGCAGAAAGGGGGCGGGGACAGAGGUCCAGAGGGUGUGGCCGUGUUGACCCUCAGUGCGCGUCUCACUCAGGAGUUUUGUCGGGAAAUCGUCAGAGCUCAAAGUGGUGGAAUUGGACAAAAACGUUCCAGUUCUGAAUCCAAAGAUAAAUUUAUGUCUCAGGAUCAAAACAAUGUUGUUUUAAAUGAAGUUUUAAGAGAAAAUGUUAAAUGUUUUAUGAAAAAUGGGGAAGAAAGUGAAUUUUCUGAGCUUUGUGAAGUUGGAAAGGAGCAAAUUUGGAAGAAAGUCACAAUUUCUGGGGAAUGCUGCAGUUUAGAGGAAAUUCACAAACAAAGUCUUGGUCCCGUCUCUGGUCCCGUCUCUGGUUCCGUCUCUGGUCCCGUCCCUGGUCCCGUCCCUGGUCCCGUCCCUGGUCCCGUCCCUGGUCCCAUCCCUGGUCCCAUCCCUGGUCCCAUCCCUGGUGUCCACCCACUGUUGUCUUCUGACCUCAUGUCCCUCUCUCUGGACUGGACGUCCUCAGUCCCAGAUCUCAUCCUCCCAAACGGACUUGGACUCAGAUCUCGGUUCAAGCGAGUCUUGGCCGAUCUGCUGUACCUGGUCCACGGGAACAUGGACGGUCCCGAGAGACCUUCUCUGGCCGACGUCCGGCCUUUGGUCUACACCAGCGUCCUGCUCCCAUCUGACCCCAGACACCGAGUCACCACACGACUCCUCCUCACGGAUUCCCAUGUCUGCCUGCUGAGGGAGGAGGUCCAGGCUCCACUUGGUUCUCUGGGGUGUGGUUUCAGGUCUCUCGGGUCUGGUUUUGGGUCGUUGAAGGUCCGUGGGCGGGAGGAGCUGAGGUGCAUGUUUGCGAGGAGUGUUGGCGGCUGCGUGGAGCUGGAGAUGGUCUUUCACUCCAGGAGAAGAACCAGGAGGAACCCGGAAGAACGCAGGAGGUCUAUGGACGAGUCUCAGCUGAAGGACUCUACCUGGAACAUCAGGUUUGGAGACUCCUCUGACGCAGCACUGGUCCUCAAACAGCUGUGGACAUGAACCGGGCCAGGACCAGGACUGGACCUGAGCAGGACUGGGACCAGGACUAGGACUGGACUGGGACCAGGAC
Messenger RNA from Periophthalmus magnuspinnatus, 5906 nucleotides. RefSeq names its product kinesin family member 16Ba (gene kif16ba). The transcript has 28 exons. Lineage: Eukaryota; Metazoa; Chordata; Actinopteri; Gobiiformes; Gobiidae. Gene Ontology annotation, molecular function: microtubule binding; phosphatidylinositol binding; ATP binding. Gene Ontology annotation, biological process: microtubule-based movement. Bases 305 to 5836 code for a protein of 1843 amino acids. The record is from RefSeq and is a predicted model, not a curated record.